Molecule: messenger RNA, 457 nt
Organism: Cotesia congregata
Lineage: Eukaryota; Metazoa; Arthropoda; Insecta; Hymenoptera; Braconidae
Source: the annotation of a GenBank genome assembly
AUAUUAUAUUUAUAAACCUGUGCUGAAGCCGACGAUUAUGUCCUCGACACCGUCACCAUCGACAUCAACACUUCUUAAGGGUGCUUCUGAUGUCAGUUUCGGCAACGUCCUCACCCAGAUGAUGCUCGAAGACAACGAUGUGCAAGGAAGAACUUCAUCAGUUGAAUUGAGCCCAGUGUUUUCUUUGGGUGGAAAUAAAUUUUUUAUCAUCGUAAAUGGUACCGGAAAAAUGUUAACUGUAACAACGCAGAGCAUUAUCAGUCCUAGCUUCUUCCUUGGUGCCAUCAGCGGUCUUUUGACACCUUCAUCUUGUGAUUUGAAUCCACCACCUGUUUUUCCGUCUCUUAUAAACACUUCGUCGUCAAUAUCUGUCAGCUCAUCAUCAUCGAAGCUUUCUUUCACUGACAAACGAGGUAAAGUUGGAUGCUUGUUACUUACGUAUAAAAAAUAUGGCAAA